Nanorana parkeri is the source of this 1808-nucleotide messenger RNA. RefSeq names its product DnaJ heat shock protein family (Hsp40) member B12 (gene DNAJB12). Gene Ontology annotation, biological process: cellular response to misfolded protein. Gene Ontology annotation, molecular function: Hsp70 protein binding. The transcript has 9 exons. The record is from RefSeq and is a predicted model, not a curated record. The coding region runs from base 80 to 1198 and encodes 372 amino acids. Gene Ontology annotation, cellular component: endoplasmic reticulum membrane. NCBI's taxonomy places the organism in Eukaryota, Metazoa, Chordata, Amphibia, Anura, Dicroglossidae.
CGUCAUCAAGCAGAGCCAGAAUGUAGAUGACGUGCUCGCGGAGCGCCGCCCACCAGUUCCUAUUAGCAGUGAUUCCGCAAUGGAAUCAAACCGGGACGAGGCGGAGCGCUGUAUAGCCAUCGCGCUGAAAGCCAUCAAGAGCGGGAACGCGGAGAAGGCUUUGCGGUUUCUGGACAAGGCUCAGCGGCUCUUCCCCACGGACAGGGCGCAAGAGCUCAUCGACUCCCUCACUAAUACCAGCCAAGCUAAUGGCCAGCCUGAAAGCACAGAGUCAUCAAACCCGCGACUUCGAAAGAAUGCUGCUGAAGCCGCCCCAGCUGCCAAUGGUGAAGCGGGUGGAGAAACUGGAAAGGGCUACACACCAGACCAGGUGGAAGCAGUAAAAAGGGUAAAGCAAUGUAAGGACUACUAUGAGAUUUUGGGAGUAACCAGAGAAGCCACGGAAGACGACUUGAAGAAAUCCUACAGGAAGCUAGCUCUAAAAUUUCAUCCAGAUAAAAACCACGCUCCGGGCGCCACCGAAGCAUUUAAAGCUAUUGGGAAUGCAUAUGCAGUGUUAAGUAACCCAGAGAAGAGGAAGCAAUACGAUCAGUUUGGAGAGGAGAAGGUGAACCCAUCUCGACAUGGACACACAGACUUCCACAGAGGAUUUGAAGCGGAUAUCUCCCCUGAAGAUCUCUUCAAUAUGUUCUUUGGAGGAGGAUUUCCGUCUAGUAAUGUCCACGUGUACAGCAAUGGCCGAAUGCGUUAUACCUAUGCUCAGAGACCAGACCGGCGGGAACACCAAGGAGAAGGAAGUCUCGGAAUGUUUGUCCAGUUGAUGCCUAUCCUGAUCCUGAUCAUCGUGUCUGCACUAAGUCAGAUGAUGGUUUCCAAUCCGCCUUACAGCCUCAGCCAUAGACCGUCUGUUGGUCAUAUACAUAAGAAAAUCACCGAACACCUCAGGGUCCCGUACUUUGUGUCUGAAAGCUUUGAUGAGGAGUACACUGGCAGCAACCUCAGAAAUGUGGAAAGAAGUGUAGAAGAGGACUUCAUAGCCAAUCUUCGGAAUAACUGCUGGAAAGAGAAGCAGCAAAAGGAAGGAUUACUAUACCGAGCACGUUACUUUGGCGACGCAGAUCUCUACCAGAGAGCGCAGAGGAUGGGAACCCCCAGCUGUAACAGACUGACGGAGGUCCAAGCUUCCAUGCAUGGCUAGCCCCUUUCUUGGCACACUGGAGAAAGCACAGAUCUUCAGAGCUGGAAAUUUUGGCAAUACAUGGGAGGGCUCAUUUCCUGUCUGGGGGGCCUGCAACGCAUUGCUUUCUAGUGCGUUACUGACUCUUCAACUGCAGCGUGAUUACAAUUUGAGAAGUGUCAAUGCACAAUCCUACUGACAUUGUUUGGCAGGAGGACUGAAUCUCUGCUCGGCUUCUCUCCACAGUCCCCACAUAGUCCGUCGCCCAUAGACUUUAAUGCACCUGUAGGAUAAUAUAAGCUCGGCAGCUGCUCGGAACAAACCCCAACCGACCAUCUGGACCCCUUAAGACUGUGGCCUAUUACACCUUCCUAUACAUGGAAUCCGAAGACUUUUAGAACUAAGAAUUGAAGGAAGAAAAUCUAUUUAGAAUUACUUUCUAGCUGUAUAUAUGUUGUACUUUUAAACAGAAAUAAUUAUACAGAUAUUGGAUUCAAUUUGUUUAGCCAGUAUCUGUUAUUCUAUUUAAAAUGUUGUGUGAAUCUUUGUGUUGGCGUUGGCCAAAAGCGGAGUCUUUCAUAUUUAAAAUAACUGCAUCUGAUGGAAUAUAUUUAAUAAAUUUAGAGACUUU